AUGGCUAACACGGACAACGCUGAGCAUACUAGCACCCCGCAAACGCCGCAUGGCCUCAAGGCCGACCCUGAACAGGCCGGUGCGCAGAUUCAUGGCGACAAGCUGGAUGACGCGAUCAAAUUGGCAGACACUACUCCCCUAGAUGAUCGAGAAACACCUUUAGUCCCAUCGAGUGUGCUGAUCGCGCGGUGA
Penicillium oxalicum is the source of this 192-nucleotide messenger RNA. RefSeq lists its product as uncharacterized. Lineage: Eukaryota; Fungi; Ascomycota; Eurotiomycetes; Eurotiales; Aspergillaceae. The coding region runs from base 1 to 192 and encodes 63 amino acids. The record is from RefSeq and is a predicted model, not a curated record. The transcript has a single exon.